AUGUCGACAUCUACCACCAACAUCAACUAUGCAGACAAAGACGGCCAGUUUCGUCGCAAGCCGUCCGCAUUUCGCAACUUCAUCUCCUCAGAUCCAAGCUCUGAGUUUCCAGCAGAGAAAGGGCGCUAUGCACUCUACAUUCACAUGGGCUGUCCGUGGGCACAUCGAACCAACAUUGUGCGUAGCCUGAAAGGCCUCGAGGACAUUGUCCAACUGGUCGUCUGGGACGUUUCACUUGUGCUCGACAGGAAAGGAUGGGGCAUGUCUGGAAAGCCGGGUUUCGAGAAGGAGCCGCUCUACGGGUUUACGAACUUGAGGCAGUUGUAUGAGAAGGCCAGUCCAGAGUACGAAGGACGGUGUCUCGUCCCAACACUCUGGGAUAAGCAAAAGGAGACUAUCGUGAGCAACGAGUCCAGUGAAAUCAUCCGCAUGUUCUACACCGAAUUCGAUGCGCUUAUCCCUGAAAGUCUGAGGGAGUCGAGCAAAGGCGAUAAAGCCAUCUUUCCCGCUCAUCUUCACAAGAACAUAGAAGAGAUGAAUGAAUGGGUCUAUGACACAGUCAACAAUGGUGUCUACAAGACCGGCUUUGCUCAAACGCAGGAAGCCUACGAAGAGAACGUCUACCCCGUCUUCGAAUCUCUCGACCGACUAGAAGAGCACUUUGGUACGACAAGUGGACCGUUCUUUUUCGGCGAUCAUAUCACCGAAGCCGAUAUCAGACUAUAUCCUACGCUUAUCAGAUUCGACGUCUCAUACUUCACCAUCUUCAAGUGCAAUCUCAAGAUGAUCCGAUACGAGUAUCCGAGGCUACACGACUGGCUGCGUAAGCUCUAUUGGGAUGACAGCGAGCUGACCAAUUUUGGUGCGUUCAGGAAGACGGUGGACUUCCAGACGUACAAAACUGGAUACACGAAUGCGACAAAAGCAAAGAUUGUGCCAGUAGGACCAAAGCCAGACAUUAUGCCGUUGUAGUCGUAGAUGGAGUGACUUCGGCCGAACGUGCUAUCAAGGACAGAGAACGAUACCGAGGUAUCUGAGCAGAAGAUUGAUGUUUGAUAUGUUAUUUAUCGUUUUUUUGAACGAUGUCUACUCUGCGGGUGCGAUUGUAGUGGUGACGUGGUGGAUGCAUGAGCGCGGCAAAAAUGGGGUAAGACACAGGACGGCUCACUAAGCCCAUCACUGAAGCUCGCUUCCUAAGCGCCUACUGAAAGCGGUAAGAGGUUGUAACGCUCUAGUUAUCAGGUUAUGACUGAUCAACUGAAGAACUAUUGCCAAUCAAGUAAUCUCUUACCCAG
Molecule: messenger RNA, 1295 nt
Organism: Pyrenophora tritici-repentis Pt-1C-BFP
Lineage: Eukaryota; Fungi; Ascomycota; Dothideomycetes; Pleosporales; Pleosporaceae
Cellular component (GO): cytoplasm
Molecular function (GO): glutathione transferase activity
Source: RefSeq, a predicted model, not a curated record